AUGACGAUGUGCCCUAUGAAUGCUUUUGAGGCUCAGUUCUACCCUUGCUUUGUGGAUAACAGGAUACGUUAUGCCCCAUUGAACAUGAUUCCUCAAAGUUACCCUCAUGAAUACCAGUUCCAAGAUUUUCAAUACUUUGUUGUUAUUGACUUUGAGGCCACAUGUGAUAAGGAAAAAAAUCCUCAUCCACAAGAGAUAAUUGAGUUCCCAUCUGUGAUAGUGAGUAGCAUGACUGGCCAGCUCGAAGCCUGUUUUCAAACAUAUGUGCGUCCAACUUGCAAUCAGCACCACGAUUUCUGUAAGGACCUCACUGGCAUUCAGCAAAUUCAGGUGGAUAGAGGAGUUACUCUCAGUGAAGCUCUCCUAAGGCAUGAUAAGUGGCUGGAGAAGAAGGGGAUAAAGAAUACCAAGUUUGCUGUUGUUACUUGGUCUAAUUGGGAUUGUCAGGUGAUGUUGGAAUCAGAAUGCAGGUUCAAAAAGAUCAGAAAGCCUCCUUAUUUUAACAAAUGGAUCAAUUUGAAGGUUCCAUUCCGUGAAGUGUUUGGUGGUGCAAGAUGCAAUUUGAAGGAGGCAGUACAGAUGGCUGGCCUAACCUGGCAGGGCCGUGCUCACUGUGGUCUUGAUGAUGCAAAGAAUACUGCCCGCCUUCUUGCUCUUCUUAUGCGCAGGGGUUUUAAAUUUUCGAUCACCGACUCUUUAAUGUGCCAGCCUGCAGAUGAGACUUUCAUGUGGAAACUUCCUCCCCUGGAUCACCCAGCUUUUACCUCAUACCAACCUCAAAAGAUGAGGACCCUGCAUGUUCCUGUAUUGCAGCUUCACCCUCACUGCUAUUGUGGGGUAAAAAGCAGCAAAGGGAUGGUUCGGAAACCAGGUCCAAAACAAGGGAGUUUCUUUUUUGGGUGUGGGAACUGGACUGCUGCUAGAGGUGCCCGUUGUCAUUACUUUGAAUGGGCUUCAAUAUGACCUAUGAAGGAUGAGAAAGUGACAUCUUUAUCCUUCCUGGUCGCUGCUUAUGCAUUAUUAUCUCAUGUAAAAAAGGGCGAGUGUGGUGGUUUUCUCCCAGAGGAAGCUGUGUCUUUGCUUGGGGUAAUGGUUAUUUAGGAAGUAUGUGUAGAUAGUUGGCUUAAUCUUGCGUCUAGUUACCGCUUGAAGUUGUUUAGGUAUAAGGGACGUGCAACCAGUUUAACAGACAUUGUGUUGACAAGAGAUUGAAUUUGUGGAAUAUUCAUUAUUGCUAGUUAUAGGUUGCUUAAAUGCUCGGACAUGCUUAAUUAUCACUGAAUAAUGUGUGAAUUGUGAAUUAGGAAUGCAGCCUGGCAUAUUCAAUGAGAUUAUUGGAGUUGCUUGAACUCCCUUUCUUUGCUGUCUA
Messenger RNA from Coffea arabica (coffee), 1369 nucleotides. The record is from RefSeq and is a predicted model, not a curated record. Lineage: Eukaryota; Viridiplantae; Streptophyta; Magnoliopsida; Gentianales; Rubiaceae.